GGUGCAGUCAGGAGCUGCAGGUGAGCCCCGGUGUGGGUUCGUUCGGGGAGCGGAGGAUUUACCGGGACUUUGUGGCAGUUUGAGCGCUUUAAAGGAGGAUGAAGACGUUGGUGGUGUUCCUGCUCCUCCUGGACGUUUCCCAGCAUGCCUCAGCUGUGGAGCUGUAUGAGGGGGACUCCUUCAUCCUGCCCUGUCAGUUUCCCACUUUUAAAUUUCAAGGCUCCUCAGUGGAGUGGAGCCGCUCUGACCUCAGUCCUCCAACCGUCCACCAGCUGCAAGGAGACGAACUGAAAGAGCAGAACCAGCGUUACAGCGGCCGAACAUCCAUGAAGACUGACGCUCUGCAGACUGGAGACCUCAGCCUGAAGCUGACCGACCUCCAACUGUCUGACAGCGCCACCUACACCUGCUCUGUUAGAGACAAUAGAACAGAAUACCAGAGAGUGAGAGACGUACAGCUGCAGGUCAAAGAACAGUUUCCUUCCUGGGCCAAAGCUCUCCUGGUUCUCCUGGUUCUUCUUGUGGUUUCUGGAGGUCUUUUAUUUUAUUUCCGGCAGCACUUC
Archocentrus centrarchus (flier cichlid) is the source of this 563-nucleotide messenger RNA. Its product is annotated as myelin-oligodendrocyte glycoprotein-like. Lineage: Eukaryota; Metazoa; Chordata; Actinopteri; Cichliformes; Cichlidae. Gene Ontology annotation, biological process: immune response; negative regulation of T cell proliferation; cell surface receptor signaling pathway. Gene Ontology annotation, cellular component: external side of plasma membrane. The transcript is spliced from 3 exons. The record is from RefSeq and is a predicted model, not a curated record. The annotation marks the transcript as partial.